AGCCCUGGAACAAAACAGAUUAGAAUUUGUUAAACUAUACGGAAUUAUCUGUAUUGUGUCAGCCCCCUAAAAUACAAAUCAAUCAGAAUCUAUAAACCCUCACCAAAAUCGAUCAAAGCGGAGCAGCUCCGGCACCGAUUGGCAACGAUAAGACCAGCACAGUAAGAGAAGAAGGAAGCAUCAGAGGCAAAGGCAUAGACAAUUGACCUUGUAAGCAGGCAAGAAAUAGCCAAUCUAAAAUGGCAGCACCUAAUAUUUCUGAUUUUGGAUCUGAACCAAAACCUCAACUGAUUUAUCGCUGUAAGAAAUGUCGAAGAAUUGUUGCCUCACAAGAGCAUAUAGUUCCCCAUGAGCGCGGUGAGGGUAAAAAAUGCUUCAAAUGGCGAAAGAGAGACAGCGACCCAUGGGAAGACGAUAAAGAGCCUCCCCAAUGUUCAUCCAUUUUUGUGGAGCCCAUGAAAUGGAUGGAAUCAGUACAAGAGGGUGGUGUGGAAGAGAAGAUUCAGUGCAUGGGUUGCAAAGUGCGGCUGGGUUCCUUCAACUGGGCGGGCAUGCAGUGCAACUGUGGAGCGUGGGUUAAUCCUGCAUUUCAGCUUCACAAAAACCGAAUAGAUGAAUGCAAUUUAUGAGUCGAUGUCUCAGGAAACUUCAAAUAGAUAGUUUAAGUGACAGCCGAGGAGUAUCUUUUCAGAUGUCCAUUGAUUGUAGAGAGUACUCAAAUCAAAAUGUCGAUAAUUCAAGUGCUUAGCUACUUGUGGAUGUGCUUGGACUUGUGAUGCUAAGUGGCUUCCUUAUACUUUUCAUUUGAAAAGUAAAAAUAGAUUAAAUUAUUAGAUACAAAAUACGAGCUUUGACCA
Messenger RNA from Rhododendron vialii, 857 nucleotides. RefSeq names its product probable inactive dual specificity protein phosphatase-like At4g18593. The coding region runs from base 240 to 629 and encodes 129 amino acids. NCBI's taxonomy places the organism in Eukaryota, Viridiplantae, Streptophyta, Magnoliopsida, Ericales, Ericaceae. The transcript has 3 exons. Gene Ontology annotation, molecular function: protein tyrosine/serine/threonine phosphatase activity. The record is from RefSeq and is a predicted model, not a curated record. Gene Ontology annotation, biological process: protein dephosphorylation.